GAGAAGUACCAUGCUGCAAGCUUCAAAAGUUUUUCCAUUUUCAUCCAACUAUUUGCCAUCUAGAAAUAUCCAGACAAUGACUACAGCAGCAUCCAAGGAUGUGGAAAUGUCCAUCACUCCGAGUUCUUGCCUUCACGAUGAACCAGUGCAAAUCAGGGUAGAAGGACUUUUGCCCAAUCAGGAUGUUACUCUGUACUCGUCCAUGAAGGAUACCAGGAAUGUUCAAUAUAUUUCAACUGCUCAUUAUAGAGCUGACAGCAAUGGAAAGGUGGAUGUGGACACAAUGGAGUCCUUGGGUGGGAGUUACACAGGUCAUUUUCCCAUGGGACUUAUCGGCACCUUACAUCCAGCUCCCUCCGAGUACAAAUUCACUCGUUUCUUCAAAAGGGACGUUGUGAACCCCAACAUUGUAGAGCUGAGUGUGUAUGAUGGACACUUGACUGAAGAGGAAGUGUGCGCCCCAGAGUGUAAGAAGGCCCUGGACAGUACAAUGCACGAGCGUCACUACAUGGGGCCAGGGGUCCAACGAAUCCCAGUACGCUAUGGAAAAGUUCGGGGGACUCUGUUUCUCCCUGCAGGAGAAGGACCUUUCCCUGGUGUAGUUGACAUGACAGCUGGUGGGCUCUUGGAGUAUCGAUCGGCGCAGCUAGCAUCAAGAGGCAUUGCUGCGUUGUCCCUUGCCUUUUUCGCCUACGAUGACCUGCCCAAGACGCUCGAAGAAUUCAACAUUUCGUAUUUUGAGGAAGCUGUGGAGUUCCUUCUAAAGCAUGAAAAGGUGCGUGGUCCUGGGGUAGGGGUCAUUGGAACUAGCAAAGGGGGAGACCUGGCUUUAUCCAUGGCAGCAUUUAUUCCGUCUAUUACAGCAUGCGUUACGAUUAAUUGCUACAACUCUCCAGUUGGUGUAGGAAUGCGUGUUAAGGAUCAUCUCUAUCCAUGUCUGCCAGAACAUGAUUUUCAAUACCUUUCUAUUGAUAACGAAGGUACCCUUAGUAUUCGUAGAGAUGUACGAGACCCUCGUAAAAGCAAAGAGUCAACCCUCCCCAUUGAACAAAGCAAUGCAGCCUUUUUGUUCCUUGUUGGCAGUGACGAUCAAAAUAUACACUCAGAAUUUUAUGCCCAGUUGGCCUGUCAGCAACUGCGUUCACAUAAUUACCAAAAAUGGUUUGAAGUUUGCUCAUACCCUGGAGCAGGCCAUCUUUUGGAGCCUCCAUACUCAGCUCAUUGCUCAGCAUCUUUUCAGCACACCUUCAUGCUGCCUGUCCGCUGGGGGGGAAGGGGCAAGUUCCACAUCCUUGCGCAGGAAAAGGCAUGGUUCAAGAUGAGAGAAUUUUUGGUCCAACAUUUAGGUUGUGACAGUGAUAUGGUGAAAGAAGCAGAUAGUGAAAAAAGUAUCUUUUUGAAGAGUCAUUUGUAAUUGGCUUUCAUAAGAUAGUAAUUUGUGCAGUAUGUUUGGAGUCUGAAUUGCUACUGAAUUUUCAAGAUUCGGAAAAUCACAGGUUCCAUUAUUGCAUGCAAAUUUAUGAUCCAGUCACCCACUUUUUAAAUUAAAUUAUUUGUCUCCUUAAUUUACAAAAUAUAUGAAGGAUGACUGAAAUUACUUAUUUAAGAAAUUGCAAAAUCCCAUCAGUAUUAGCCUAAGCCAGUUAGGUACAAACAGAACAAUAGAUUUUCUUGGCUGGCUCUUUAUGUAUGUUGACACAGAUGGUUGUAAAUUAUGAAACGAUGCAUAUAAUAUAAGAAGUGCCUUCUUGUUUGUGUCUUAUAUUGAUACUAUUUAUACUCUUCAAGGUUAAUUUUAUUAAUUUCUCAAUUAUAUCAUGUGUGAUAUAUUUUUAAGUAAUUAUUUUGAGAUAUGAAUAUGGUUUCUCCAGGUUGACUUUAGGAUAAACAUUUGCUAGUGUUCAGUCGGCUCUUUGCACCAAAGCUGUCAUAUCUUUUAAUCAGACAGUGAAGAUUAGGUUGCCAUCAUGAUAACAUUUAUUGAGUUUUGAUUAGAGUUUGUUUGUAAGGAUUAAUUCCUUGGAUCUGGUUAUUUUACGGGAAUCUCGUGGACCAAAAUAUGGACAUUAGGCAGUCCCUCUGAUAGGUGUGCCACCUGUAGGCUGGGUGCAUGCGGACGCUUAUGUACGGUGGCAAGACUCGAUGCCUCCCUUUUGCAAUGUUAUUUUCUUUUUUUAUGCCUAAGCGUUUUUAGCUUUUUGGCAUUUAACAAUGUCCAUGUUUGUCACUGGAUUUGCUUAUCCAGAUGGUAAUAGCCUGUUUUCCUUGCACAGACUCCAUGUCAUUCCUCUAGGUAGUCCAUAACUCAGUGCAAGAAGAAUAACAAUAAGUAACAUCUUAUUAUUUGUGUAAUUUAUAUUUUUUCGUAAUAUUCAAUUUUCUGUAUUCAAACUGCACCGCUGGUCACAGCAGCCAGGAAUAGGAUGCUGCGCAUGGAAAUGGCAUCCUCCCAGGUGCUAGCGCUCUUUCAUUCAUGGUUCACAAACUGUAUAUUCCACAUUCAUUUAUCAAUGAAAAUAAUGCAAAAGCCCCUUUCUAAACAUUAAAUAAGUCUAAUCACCCUCCAAGAGGUUUGUGUACUCAUGGCAAGUCUUUUCCGCCACCCAAGCCUUCAGCCAAAAUGCUCACAACAGCAAGUUCGCGCCACCCCAGCCCACAGCCAGAUGUACAGAUUUUGAGGCCUUUUUUGUUGAUACAUUAAGUACUUAAUCUUUGCUUGUGAAAUGUUUCAUUUUCAUUAUUUUAUUCUCAACUGUGUUAGAAGCGUUGUUGAAUACCUUGUGUUCUAGUAUUUAACUCGUUGGAGCCAGCCUGUACCUAGACUAAAAUCCGUGUAUUAGGCUUUCUUGAGUGGCGACUCUCUCGGGUGUGUGGCAUUAAGGCCUGGCCAACAUUCGCAUCACCCAUUCCCUCAACCAAAGUGUUUGAUGACAGCUCAGUCCUAUCACUUGGAACUUAGCCAAUGGGUUGAUUUUAAUGUUUGCCCACAUAAGAAUUCCACACAUGGUAAUGCCUUCACUAUUUAAGCCUUUAACAAGUAUGGUUGUGCAAUUAUGAUGUUUUGUAGUUACAUGUGUACAUUUGUAGAUUGGGAGAUCUAGAGAACAAUUUAGUAUUUUUUAUUUAGCUAUAUAUAUAUUUUUUCAAUAUUGGAGAUGUACAUAAAUGAAACGUAUAAAUACAGUAUUGUUUUUAUGGUAAAGAAAUGUGUUAAUAUAUGCCUUCCCAAAGUGA
Penaeus vannamei (Pacific white shrimp) is the source of this 3234-nucleotide messenger RNA. The record is from RefSeq and is a predicted model, not a curated record. NCBI's taxonomy places the organism in Eukaryota, Metazoa, Arthropoda, Malacostraca, Decapoda, Penaeidae.